AUGAACGAAGGCACGGAUGUCGCGCAAUCCGCCGCGGAUGUUGUUCUCAUGCGGCCUUCUCUGGCUGGUAUCCUCACCAUGAUGGAUGCCAGUCGGAAGUCUGUCAACCGCAUCAAGUUCAACUUUAUAUGGAGCUUCGUGUACAACACCUUUGCAGUCCUUCUCGCUGCGGGUGCUUUUGUCAAUGCGAGAAUUCCUCCAGAGUUUGCGGGGCUGGGAGAGUUGGUGAGUGUAUUGCCAGUCAUUGCUGCUGCGUGUUACGCGGUGCCUGCUGAGGGUAGCCGUUUCCUGCGUCGCGCUAACCGUCAUGCCGUAUAA
This is a messenger RNA of Penicillium chermesinum, 318 nucleotides long. RefSeq lists its product as uncharacterized. Lineage: Eukaryota; Fungi; Ascomycota; Eurotiomycetes; Eurotiales; Aspergillaceae. The transcript is spliced from 2 exons. Bases 1 to 318 code for a protein of 105 amino acids. The record is from RefSeq and is a predicted model, not a curated record.